Molecule: messenger RNA, 867 nt
Organism: Morus notabilis
Lineage: Eukaryota; Viridiplantae; Streptophyta; Magnoliopsida; Rosales; Moraceae
Product: dnaJ homolog subfamily B member 13
Exons: 2
Coding region: 1-867 (288 amino acids)
Cellular component (GO): cytosol
Molecular function (GO): protein-folding chaperone binding
Source: RefSeq, a predicted model, not a curated record
AUGAACGGAGUUCAUAGCUUUGGAUGCAACAGCCAGAACAUCCAUGGUGAACAUGAUCAUGAUCAUGAUCAAACAAGCCCUAGAAGCUCUAGAGGAGGCAACAACAGUAUCUACAAGCACCGAAGCGCAGACAAUUGUUUUCCUUUCAGUUACAUGUCUUGUAGUCCUCUCCCAAGAAACUCCACCCCUCAAAUGAGAAGCAUCAGCCGAAAAAGCAGUACCGGUUCUUCGCCGCUAUCCCUGCCCUUUCUUGGGAAAAAUCUGAGCCGUCGGAACUCCAACAACAUCUUGUUCUCCAACUCCUCCGGGUUGUUGAAACCGCCGGCAAUCGAAAAGAAGCUCAAGUGCACGCUUGAGGAGUUGUGUUAUGGAUGCCAAAAGAAGAUCAAAAUCACAAGAGAUGUGGUUAAACAUAACGGGAAAAUAGUCCAAGAGGAGGAGUUGUUAACUAUACAAGUGAAACCUGGAUGGAAAAGUGGGACGAAAAUCACGUUUGAAGGAAUGGGAAAUGAGAAACUUGGGACAAGCCCAGCUGACAUAACAUUUGUGAUAGCCGAGAAAAGGCACCAAUUGUUCAGAAGAGAAGGAGAUGAUUUGGAGUUAGCCAUAAAAAUCCCUUUGGUGAAGGCUCUAACUGGUUGUAGCCUUUCCAUUCCUCUCUUGGGUGGGGACAAAAUGAGCUUGAGUAUUGACGAUAUAAUAUAUCCUGGUUUUGAAAAGAUCAUCCAUGGCCGAGGAAUGCCGAUCCCUAAAGACCAAGAUGGAAGGAGAGGGAAUUUGAAAGUCGCUUUCCUAGUUGAUUUUCCAACCCAAUUGACAGAUGAACAGAGAUCAGAUGUGCUUAGCAUAUUGCAAGAAACAAGUUGA